UUUUCCUUUUUGUAGGGCGAGGACGGUUUUGCACAGCAACCCCCGAUCCCUGUAGUUGAGAGGUGUGCUCUGUUGGAACAAGGAAAUUGAGAAAUACUGUGACUUUCAACACUCAUCUUGGUUCAAUGACUUUAUAUUAAUACAAAUAAAUUCUCCACUCUUCGAAUUUAGACUGUUAAUAAGCGCAGACAGCCAGGCAUUUUGAUUUGCUGUCUUUUUGCAGCAUGGACACCAAAUUGCUAAAAUCAUGUUUUGGGACUGCCAGUGAAUUUAUCUCUUGCGGUUUUACAACAAACCUAGUAGUUCCCUUUUUUUUGAGUUAAUAUUUUGGCGCUCAUAUCACAAUGAGUUCAGGCCUAUGGAGCCAAGACAAAGUUACUUCACCCUACUGGGAAGAGCGGAUUUUUUAUUUGCUUCUUCAAGAAAGCAGUGUGACAGACAAACAAACUCAAAAGCUCCUUAAAGUCCCCAAGGGGAGUAUAGGCCAGUAUAUCCAGGAUCGUUCUGUGGGGCAUUCGAGGAUUCCUUCUGCAAAAGGCAAGAAAAAUCAAAUUGGAUUAAAAAUCCUAGAACAACCACAUGCCGUUCUCUUUGUUGAUGAAAAGGAUGUGGUAGAAAUAAAUGAAAAGUUCACAGAAUUACUCUUGGCAAUUACCAAUUGUGAAGAGAGGUUCAGCCUGUUUAAAAACAGAAACAGACUAAGUAAAGGCCUCCAAAUAGAUGUGGGCUGCCCUGUGAAAGUACAGCUGAGAUCUGGGGAAGAAAAAUUUCCUGGAGUUGUGCGCUUCCGAGGACCUUUAUUAGCAGAGAGGACAGUGUCGGGAAUAUUCUUUGGAGUAGAAUUACUGGAAGAAGGUCGGGGCCAAGGUUUCACAGAUGGAAUAUACCAAGGGAAACAGCUCUUUCAGUGUGAGGAAGAUUGUGGAGUGUUUGUUGCAUUGGACAAGCUAGAACUCAUAGAAGAUGAUGACAAUGGCUUGGAAAGUGAUUAUUCAGGUCCAGUGGAUACAAUGCAUGUUGAACUUCCCCCUCUGGAAAUAAAUUCUAGAGUUUCUUUGAAGCUUGGAGAAACUGUAGAAUCUGGAACGGUUAUAUUCUGUGAUGUUUUGCCAGGCAAAGAAAGCUUAGGAUAUUUUGUUGGUGUGGAUAUGGAUAAUCCUAUUGGCAACUGGGAUGGAAGAUUUGAUGGAGUACAACUUUGUAGUUUUGCAAGUGUUGAAAGUACAAUUCUUUUGCAUAUCAAUGAUAUCAUCCCAGAUAGCGUGGCACAGGAAAGGAGGCCUCCCAAACUUGCCUUUAUGUCAAGAGGCAGUGGGGACAAAGGUUCAUCCAGUCACAAUAAACCAAAGGUUACAGGAUCUACCUCAGACCCUGGAAAUAGAAACAGAUCUGAAAUAUUUUACACCUUAAAUGGGUCUUCUGUUGACUCACAACCACAACCCAAAUCAAAAAAUACAUGGUACAUUGAUGAAGUUGCUGAAGACCCUGCAAAAUCACUUACAGAGAUUUCGCCAGAGUUUGGCGGUGCUUCACCACCACUACAGCCUCCUUCCAUGAACUCAUUGUCCAGUGAGAACAGAUUUCACUCUUUACCAUUCAGCCUGACAAAGAUACCCAAUACCAAUGGAAGUAUCGGCCACAGCCCACUCUCUCUUUCAGUCCAGUCUGUGAUGGGAGAGCUGAACAACGCACCUGUCCAGGAGAGCCCACCCUUGGCUCUACCGCCGGGUAACUCACAUGGUCUUGAAGUAGGCUCACUGGCCGAAGUGAAAGAGAAUCCGCCUUUCUAUGGGGUGAUCCGUUGGAUCGGUCAGCCACCAGGACUCAAUGAAGUACUAGCUGGACUGGAACUGGAAGACGAAUGUGCGGGCUGCACAGAUGGGACCUUUCGGGGCACUCGGUAUUUCACCUGUGCCAUGAAGAAGGCCCUGUUUGUUAAACUGAAGAGCUGCAGGCCCGAUUCUAGGUUUGCCUCCCUGCAGCCAGUCUCCAAUCAGAUCGAACGCUGUAACUCCUUAGCGUUUGGAGGCUACUUAAGUGAAGUAGUAGAAGAAAAUACUCCACCAAAAAUGGAAAAAGAAGGCUUAGAGAUAAUGAUUGGAAAGAAGAAAGGUAUCCAGGGUCAUUAUAAUUCUUGUUAUUUAGACUCAACCUUGUUUUGCUUAUUUGCUUUCAGUUCUGUUCUGGACACUGUGUUACUUAGACCCAAAGAAAAGAAUGAUGUAGAAUAUUAUAGUGAAACUCAAGAACUACUAAGGACAGAAAUUGUUAACCCUCUGAGAAUAUAUGGAUAUGUGUGUGCAACAAAGAUUAUGAAACUGAGGAAAAUACUUGAAAAAGUUGAAGCUGCAUCAGGAUUUACCUCUGAAGAAAAAGAUCCUGAAGAAUUCUUGAAUAUCCUAUUUCAUCAUAUUUUAAGGGUAGAACCACUGUUAAAAAUAAGAUCAGCAGGUCAAAAGGUACAAGACUGUUACUUCUAUCAAAUUUUUAUGGAAAAAAAUGAGAAAGUUGGAGUUCCUACAAUCCAGCAGCUUUUGGAAUGGUCUUUUAUCAACAGCAACCUGAAAUUUGCAGAGGCACCCUCCUGUCUGAUUAUUCAGAUGCCUCGAUUUGGAAAAGAUUUUAAACUUUUCAAGAAAAUUUUCCCAUCUCUGGAAUUAAAUAUAACAGAUUUGCUUGAAGACACCCCUAGGCAGUGCCGGAUAUGUGGGGGCCUUGCAAUGUAUGAAUGCAGAGAAUGCUACGAUGAUCCAGACAUCUCCGCUGGGAAAAUCAAGCAGUUUUGUAAAACCUGCAACAUCCAAGUUCAUCUUCACCCCAAGAGACUGAAUCAUAAAUAUAACCCAGUGUCACUUCCCAAAGACUUACCUGACUGGGACUGGCGACACGGCUGCAUCCCCUGCCAGAAAAUGGAGUUAUUUGCUGUGCUCUGCAUAGAGACAAGCCACUAUGUUGCUUUUGUGAAGUACGGGAAAGAUGACUCUGCCUGGCUCUUCUUUGACAGUAUGGCUGACCGAGAUGGUGGCCAGAAUGGCUUCAACAUUCCUCAGGUGACCCCCUGCCCAGAAGUAGGAGAGUACUUGAAGAUGUCUCUGGAAGACCUGCAUUCCUUGGACACCAGAAGAAUCCAAGGCUGUGCACGAAGACUCCUUUGCGAUGCAUACAUGUGCAUGUACCAGAGUCCCACCAUGAGCCUGUACAAGUGAAGGGGGUGGCCGGCACAGGUGCGGGACUGGACACAGCAUUCUGACGCAGUGCACUCGAGCUGGCAGUUUCCCUCAGCAUCCAUUGCCGGCAGUGGAUGUGUUUGUGGUGAUGAUCCUUCAGAAAAGGAUUUUUGUGUUUCAAAAACAAAUUGCUUUUGUGUUACCGAAGUAUUUAAUAAGAAGCAUUUUGCACUCUAGAACAUAUGUUUUGUGUUGGUUUUUUUUUUUAAAGAAAUCUCAAGUUAUUAAUACCUAAAAGCUUUAAGUUAAGUGCAUUGAUCAUAAUGAUUAUUUUUGGAAGCAUCAAAUUUUAAUUGUGACAGUCUUAAAUCCUCUUUCAGUCCAUUGAGAAUGUAAAUAAAUGUGUCUUCUUUAUGGAUAUAAAAUCAAGGAUAUAAAAUCAUUUUUCCUUUGUAGCUAAUGAUUGUAGCCUUGAGGAAGAAAUAUUUUGGUUUUACUCAGAGUCUACUUUCAAUCCAUUUAUUAAAGUUAUAAUGAGUUUGAUUUGUUAAUUCUUUCCUGUAUGGUACUGAUUCCUGCAUGUCUGCAAUCUGCUGAGUUUUUGUGUUUCUGCAAUAGCAGUCAGAAAAGUACUGACAUUUCCUUCAUGGUAUUGUUUUUCAUUUGUACUGGUUUUGAGAUAAAUGAGUGAUUUUGUCAUAAAAUGUCCAUUUUUGAUGUAAUUUCCCUGGGAGCCUAGAAGACCCAGCAGUUGAAACUCUUUACUCAUAAUUUUUGUCAGCUAACAGGUUUUUCUCGUUUGUUUAUUUUUAGAACUCUAUUUUAUAGAAUGAGGAAUAGUACAUUUUGAAAUAAGAGGAUUGGGAUGAUUAACAUAUAACCCAUUGGAAAAUUAAUUUGGCAUGCAGAAUUAUUCACUGAAAUUUCCCUGGAGAGAUGCAGCCAAUAUCUAAACUUUUGUUAUUUUAAACAAGACUGUCAGAACUUAAGUUUGAGCAGUCACUACCCUCACUAAAUUGUGUUUCAUUUCAUUCGAAAUGAUGACCGUGAAAAGUCUGGUAUAUAUAUAUAUAUAUUUUUUUUUUUUUUAAAUGUGAGCCGCAGUUUCAUCCUCCUCCUGAUUAAAUUUGCAGAGAAUGGAUGUUUUCCUAGCUGAUAUCAUACUGUGUGUCUAGAUCACAAAUGGAUGUUGUAGGCUAGAAUUGUAGGUUCUAAAUGUGCUGUGCCGUGUGUAUUUUUCCAGGUGUUGUUUUGUGGUAUUGUCGUUUUGAAAUAACUUUUUAACCAUGCAGAAAGACAGAAAAUCUAUCAGAUGUCUGUAUAGCAUAUGGCUUCAUAAAAAUCAUGGAAAGAAUUUUUACAAACCCUGCAGUUAUUUUUCUGGAGGCAUAAUUACCUUUGGUUUUGUCACUCCAUUUUGUUAGUAUUUAUUAACUUUAUAAACUGUAAUAAGGUACAGAAAUGCUUUCCUCUUGUGUUGUUUUCCUGUGUAAUUUUUUUGAGAUGAAAUUACAUUUUGCACGAGGUUAUUCUAGCUGCUUGGGUUGGGUGGUGAGAUGGUGAUUUGUGGGGCUAGGUGUGAGAAGCCUGGGGCUGUAGAACUGGUCUCUCCUCCCUCCCUGUGGAUGGAUGAGGUGGGGUUGGGGCCAAGAGACCAAAGGGCUCUUCUAGCUAUAACCAUCUCCAGAUUCAACCAUCACGUAGUAAGCAUGCGUUGAAUGACCAAAUGCAUGGAUGAACUCAGCAGUGGGGCUUUAGAAGAAUAUCCAGAGGUAUGAAUAGGGAUACCUAGCUAAGUAAGACCUCGGCAGUUUAAAAGAGAAGACAAGACAGUUCCUUCUCUGUGUAGUAUUAAGACAAAUAUAACUGCCGGCCUCGCUUGCAAAAGACCGGGAGAAAAGACUGAGCAUGCGUCCUUGCACAUAGGAGGGGCCGGAGGCUCUUGCAGGCGGAGGGCCCUACCUUGUCUAUAAAUUAUGUUUUAAGAACGUUUCCUUCAAGUAGAGCUUUACUUCCUUUCACUGUUUGUGUGGAGAAGGAGCAAUCUGAGGAGAUGCAGGGGCCCGCGUGGGCCCUGAGUGGUUCGUGGGCACAAGCAGGGCCGGGCAGGGUGGCACUGGCAGUCCAUAUGCCUGUUGACCUACUUCCCUUUUAGUCUUACAUUUUUCUUUUUAAAAAUGUUGUAUUUAUUUAGAAUAGAAACAGAGACGUUGAGAGGAAAAAGGGUGAUAGGGAACAAGAAAAAGAGACACCUGCAGCACUGCUUCAGUGCACCCGAAGCAUCCACCUAGCGGUGGUGACUGGGGGCUUGAACCCAGGUCCUUGUGCACUGUAGCAUGUGCUCUCUUACGUAUGGCUCUAUUACCUGGCCCCUAGCCUACAUUUUCUUUAGCUUUUUCCUGUUGGCUUUUAAAAUCUUCUUGUUAUGCUUUUCUCUCCGUCAUACCUAUAAUUAAGGUAGUAGAGUAGAAUCCUCUUAUUUAGAACAUGGCUCCCGACACAUAGCUACCACUAGAAAAUAUAACACAUCACACCCUCCCCACCUCCAAAUAAAUGCUCGUGUGCCUGAGUGUUUGCAUCCGUGUAUCUCUGUGCAUUUAUGUGUAUUUGUGGAUGAAAAGGGAGAGCAGCCAUGUCAUAAAUGUGUCCAGUACCUCACCAUCAGCAUCCAUUCCAUUCACAAAAGAAUGUUUUCUAAGACUGAAAAAGCACACUUAUUAAAAAACAAAAUGAACAAUGAUACACACACACACAAAUGUAGUUGCUAUAAUUGGUAAUGAUUAGCUCCCUAAUAUAGUGUGUAUUCUUAGAAUUCAUAUUUGCCAAAUAUUUUUGGUGAGUGACUUCUUCCUGUCUCUUGGAUUCAUUCAUUCAUUUAUUCAUCCCCCCCCCCCCAAUCAGACAAUUAAGGGACAAAGAGUAGACAUAGUUAUCAAGCAUGUCAUUCAGAUUCACAAACCCAGGCAUUGCUCUCCUCAGCUGGGUCUUGGUGUCCACUAAGAUGACUUUGUAUCUGUGUGAAUAACUGGGCAAGUAGAGAAUGGAGUACUGGGUCUCAUCUGAGUGACUGCCAACCAACAAGUACUUACUGGGCAUUUAUUACCUGGGACUAUGGCCCAUAGAAUAUGAGCUAUGGUCCUUCCCCUCAAACAUCCUGUUCCUGACUUUUAGCGACAGAAUGUCUACUGAAGUGCUGGGGUGUGGGGUGUGGCAGGUCCAGGGAGUUCUAGAGAGGCAGUGCUGUAUAACUGGAACAGUUGUGGGAAGGAGACAGAGAUCAUCAGCUUCAGCCCUUUCUCUGCUACUUGGUAUGUGGGCCUUAGCUGGCACCUUAGCUUUGGAGGAAUGUUGAGAUAUCAGUAUAUCAGGGAAAAAAACAAACAUCAAAGUGCUGGCUCAAUGGUGAGUCCUGCUUCAUUGGACUUUUCUCAAUGGGCUAGGAACUAUGCUAGUAAGAAGCCCCACUGGUGAACCCUGCCAGGUUCAAAAGGCGCUAAACUAGAUCUCGUGAAUAUCUUUUCUUGAAUGUGUAUUCAUAUCAUGGUAUGUAUGUCAGUUAUUCUGUCAGUGCUUCUCAGUGUUUCUGCAUGAACAUAAGACGUGCAUAUCAGUAUAUAUACCUCAGUCCACUGUUGCCCAGAUGUUUAAGCAGUUUUGGAACAUGAGUAAAUCUUAAGAGGAUAUUUGAUGUCAUAUAUAUGCAUAUAUAUGCAUAUAUAUAUAUAUAUCCUGGAUAUUUUAUUUCUUUAGGGGUAAAAAAAAUUUCCACACUAAGUUAAAGAAAAAGCUUACAUUAUUUCCUAUUACCUGUUACUGUGUGAUAAAAAAUUUAAAUGAGACAUUUCUCCUCUGAGAUUAUAAGUUUUCCUAUAAAGUGUAAUGUCCUUAGAAAAGGAGAUGGUCUAGGAGAUCUAUAAUAAAAACUGUAAGAUUUUUUUUUUUUUUUAGGGUUGAAAAUGUUACCAAAGCCCACAACUGUCCUUCAAUGAAGGUAACACUUGCACUUCCAAGAUAAGGGAUGUGUUGGAAGAGAACAGCAUGUGGAAAUGGAAACUAGUGUGCAGAAGAGGGUGGGUAGGGGUAGAAGGUGAGCUCCCUUACGUGGUGCAUGGGACUCCUCAAAGGAGCUCUGUGUACUUCUGGGGACUGUGUUGCCUGGUGAGGCUUCCUAUGGGGAGUUAGCACUAGACUUACCUAUUCUCCUUCCAGAAGCUUCAUUGUAGGGAUAUAAGAGAAAGACUCUUCAUCUUACUCUAAAUCCUGAGCAGCUAAGGAAUCUCUCUGGGGUAGGGAAGCAGGGGGGAGACUAACCAACAAAUAUGACCAAGGAGAAUGAGAAGGUGAAAAGAAAGCUAUUCCUUCUUCCUGACCACAGUGAACAUCAGUGAAGCCCCUUUGUGGGAGUUAUCCAGUGCUGAAUGUAAAUUCUAGAUUCUCUGUCUUGACGGUGACAUCAUCUUUAUUUCAUUGUCUGCUGGUUUUUCAUUCUGUAAGGGAGUUCAGCGGACAGGGAAGUCACAGAGGGAUCGUCCUUGGAGGCAGAAUCUCUUCAGAUAGAAUUUUCUAAUAUUUUUAAACAUGGUCCUUUUUACUUUUUACUUUUUCUGGAGAGGUUAUACUAGAGUCUCAACAGUCCUUGGUUUUCUUUUUCUUUUUAAAGAACCUUUAGAGCUGUGGAGUUUUUAACUCCAGAAAGUCAUAAUAUUCUGUCACAAACAUCCAUUAAAAAAAUCCCUUUUGAAUCUUCCCAGGGGAGUUGUGGUUAUUAUAAAUUGAUAUAAAGGAGCAAAUUUGUAUUGCAUUUUCCCCCAUCUGGUAUCCUGUUCAACUUUUUUUUCCCCCCUGAAGAACAUCCUAUAUUUAUGAACUUUCUUUAAAGUUAUAACUCUACAUAAAAUAUCCCUUUACUAUCAGAUUGCUCUGAUUUUAGCCUUAAUUUUGUUAAAAAAUUUUUUUAGAGAUGAACAAAGUGCUGCUGUGGAAAGAAAUGUACUAAAUGCUAUUUCUGUAUCAUUAAAAUGAAAUUUUUAUGGUC
Erinaceus europaeus (western European hedgehog) is the source of this 8202-nucleotide messenger RNA. It is a transcript of the gene CYLD, whose product is annotated as CYLD lysine 63 deubiquitinase. Gene Ontology annotation, molecular function: K63-linked deubiquitinase activity; cysteine-type deubiquitinase activity. NCBI's taxonomy places the organism in Eukaryota, Metazoa, Chordata, Mammalia, Eulipotyphla, Erinaceidae. The record is from RefSeq and is a predicted model, not a curated record. Gene Ontology annotation, cellular component: cytosol. The transcript is spliced from 18 exons. Gene Ontology annotation, biological process: necroptotic process; regulation of mitotic cell cycle; regulation of intrinsic apoptotic signaling pathway. Bases 345 to 3206 code for a protein of 953 amino acids.